Emiliania huxleyi CCMP1516 is the source of this 1608-nucleotide messenger RNA. RefSeq lists its product as hypothetical. The transcript is spliced from 15 exons. Gene Ontology annotation, molecular function: protein serine/threonine kinase activity; ATP binding. The coding region runs from base 467 to 1453 and encodes 328 amino acids. Gene Ontology annotation, biological process: intracellular signal transduction; protein phosphorylation. The record is from RefSeq and is a predicted model, not a curated record. Lineage: Eukaryota; Haptophyta; Isochrysidales; Noelaerhabdaceae.
CCCUGUCCUCGGCUUUGCCAAAUGAUCAAGGUUGGGCGCUUCGAGAUCGCCACCGAGGAGCUCCUCGGCUCAGGCGGCUACGGCAAGGUCGUCGCCGCGCGCGACUCCAAGAGCGGCGAGCGGGUGGCGGCAAAGCUGGUGGAUGCGCGGAAAAUGCGCAAGGAGGCCGUGCAGCACGAAGUGGGGCUGCUCGAGAUGCUCAAGCACCCGCACAUCGUCGGCCUCCGCGGCUUUGAGGCCGUCUCCCGCGGCGACUGCGUCAUCUUUAUGGAGUUGGCGGCGCACGGCGAGCUCUUUUCGCGUGUGCUGCAGCAAGGCCCGCUCACGCAACGCCACCCCCCCCACCUCCGACGCCCCCUGCCGGCUCCUCGCCACAUGGGCUCCGCCUAACGCCUGGUCAUCGCUUGCCCAGCGCCAUGCACAGUCGAGGACGGACGCACAGCGACACGUCCGCGACACGUCCACGAUGCGCCCAUCUCCAGGCUCGCUCACCGAGGAGGACGGGCGGUGCUACUUUGCGCAGCUGAUGUCGGCGGUGCAGUACAUGCACGACCAGGGCGUCAUACACCGCGACCUCAAGCUCGAGAAUGUGCUGCUUAAUCACGCCGACGACUGCAAGGUCUGCGACUUUGGCCUCGCCCACCUCUUUCGGCGCGAGCGCGGCAAGAUUGUGCGCGAGCAGCUCAAGGAGAUUUGUGGCUCAAAGUCGUACGCCGCACCUGACGUGCUCGUCGGUCGCGGCUACGACGGCGCGGCAACUGACAUUUGGUCGUGCGGCAUUUGCUUGUUCGGCUGUCUCGCCGGUUUCUUCCCGCUGGACGGCGCGACAACGCAGGAUUGGCGAUUCGUGCGCGUGUGCAAGGCCGUCAUCCAGGGCCAUUCGCUUACGCGCACCGUCUUCAGCUUCUACAACCGCGAAUGCCCGCUCUCCGCAGAGGCGGUCCACCUAAUCGACGGCAUGCUCUCGCUCAACCCGACGAAGCGUUUCACCAUAACCGAUAUCCUGUCCCACCCGUGGCUGCGCAAGAGGCGCGCCGUCUCGUUCGGGCAGGAGAACAUGCGCAUCCCCGAGUUCAAACGCAAGGGAGUGAUCAGCGAUUUGCCCGACUAUCGCACGCCGUACCGCACUUCGGUCGCCGCCGCUGCCGCUGUCGCCGCCGCCACCGGCGCGGGCGGCAGCGCCGGCUUCGUGGUGCCCACGGGCGGGCAGACAAUAGGGCACCAGGAGAGUAUGGAUUUGGAGGAGUACGGCCGGUUGAGACAUGAGUCGGCGGGCGAGCUACCCAACUACCGCGGCAGCGCGGGCUCGGACGCGCGCAUUUCCUGGAUCGAGGCGACCGCCGUCGCGCCCGAUCUUGGGCCGAGCUCCUCCGAGGGGGCCGGCCCGCCCCUCUCUCUCCAGCGGCAGCACGCUUUCCUGGGCGCCCUCCCUGAGGGCGACCCGAGGCCGUGACAUGGCGUGAGCUUUUGGUUUUGUGCGCUACGCGUUGGACCAAUAGUACGCGGUCGCGGAGCGUGAUCCCCUUUCCGCGGAGUAGUCAUGAUGUUCUGAACUUCUGAUGACGAUAGCUCGUCUCGCCGUUACGCCGAAGUCUUCAUCUCAUGACU